Molecule: messenger RNA, 2679 nt
Organism: Ceratitis capitata (Mediterranean fruit fly)
Lineage: Eukaryota; Metazoa; Arthropoda; Insecta; Diptera; Tephritidae
Gene: NaPi-T
Product: sialin
Exons: 7
Coding region: 807-2498 (563 amino acids)
Biological process (GO): transmembrane transport; monoatomic anion transport
Cellular component (GO): plasma membrane
Molecular function (GO): transmembrane transporter activity
Source: RefSeq, a predicted model, not a curated record
GCGGCGUACACUCGAGCGCUGGCUUAUGUAUUAUUAGAGGUUCAGCAAGAUUUUCCUCAUUCAGCUUGCACACUUCUCAGUGGCAAGAAGUGAUCGUCGUGCCUAAUCGUGUUCCCUCACCUGAUUGGUGGAGCCGCGUCACAACGUCGCAGCGUCGCUUAAUUUCCACGCUAAUAACGAAAUCAGUUCAAUUUUGUAAACUAUAAUUAAUGCGUAAACGGUUAAUUUAAUUUAGAACGUUCGCAGUUAUCGAUCGUUUUGCGUCUGCAAUUCGAAUGCUUACCGCGUAUUUUCUAUAUUGCCAACGCCGUGUAUAAAAAUACAAAGUGAUUUUGGUUUUUUUUUUUUGUUGCCGCGUGUGUUUGAAGAUGCUCUAGUGACGCUUGUUGGUGGUUGCAAUGUUUUGAAAAGGUUUCCCCCACCCACCCACGCAAUACACAAUUAAAAACAAGGCGCGUGUCACUACAGCUGGACUUCCUUGUCUAGCGAUCAUUGAUCGUUUAUUGUCAUUAUUGAUGCAAACAAACACACACACAUACACACAUACACAUUGUGUAACGACGCUUUAAAUACGUUCAGCUGUCGUUUUUAACAAGUGAUCUCCACACAAGUAGCCAGUCGACUGCACAACUACUUACAUAUAUAAUAUAUAGGUGUGUGGUGAUGCGCAGACUCGCAGGCGUUAACAGUGUCUAGUGUAUCAGUGGUGCGUGUCGGCGCAGUUUUUUUUUUGUUUGCCGGAGUAGGUGAAUGAGCAGUUAUCGAGUGCUAUUUUGGUGUUAAAAUUUGUAAAGAAAAGCUAAAAAAUGGUGGAAGUUCAGGCCCGCACCGUGCUCUGGUAUUUGGUUUUCAUCGGCUUCGCCGUGAAUUACAUGAUUCGCAUAAAUCUUAAUAUAACGAUCGUCGAAAUGAUCGCCACUAAGCCGACAUUGACGGCGGUCGUCACCACACAAGCGCCGGCGUUAACAAAUUUUACACAAAAUCAUUUACUCAACGACAGUCAUAUGCAUUUGGCGUCAGCCAACAAUAACAGUAUUAAUGCAAAUUUAAGUAGUAAUAAUUUGGCUGUGAGCGUGAAUGCUCGUAAUCAUAGCAGCAAUGUUGAUGUUGGUGGCGUUAAGGUGCUGCAGGAGGUGGCGAAGGAGCAGCGUUAUACGUGGGAGAGACAAUUGCUCAAUGCGUUGGGUAUACCGUAUGAAGCGGAUGGUUUCGCUUGGAAUGAAUAUCAGCAAGGUCUAGUUUUAGGCUCAUUUUAUUGGGCACAUUGGCUUACACAAAUUCCUGGCGGUAUUUUAGCUAAGAAAUAUGGUACGAAAUUGGUUUUUGGCCUAUCGAACGCUGUCGGUUGUUGGAUUUGUUUCGUCAUACCGUUGGCGUCGUAUUGGAAUUAUCAAGUGCUUAUCUGGCUGCGAAUACUGCAAGGUCUUGUAACGGGUUUGUCAUGGCCAGCUAUGCAUCACAUGACUGCUAAAUGGAUACCGCCAAAUGAGCGUAGCAAAUUCGUUACCGCCUACUUGGGUAGUUCGGUUGGUGUCGCGGCUUUCUAUCCCAUUUUCGGUUAUGUUAUGCAUUGGACUUCUUGGGAAUGGGUUUAUUUGAUGUGCGGCAUUAUUGGCACAGCUUGGUGGUUUUGUUGGCUAUACUUCGUCUACAACACACCAGCGGAGCAUCCACGUAUUGAUAUCUCUGAACAGCGUUAUAUUGAGAAAUCUUUGGGUGCAUCGGUACAUCAUGACGAUUUAGGACCGACACCUUGGCGCCGAAUACUCACCUCACGUGCAGUGUGGAUGAAUGUGAUUGCGCAGUGGGGCGGCAUUUGGGGUCUAUUCACAAUGAUGACACAAGCGCCGACAUAUUUCCGUGUUAUACAUCAUUGGAAUAUCAGAGCGACCGGUAUACUUUCCGGUUUGCCACAUUUAAUGCGCAUGCUAUUCGCUUUGGCCUUUUCGAUGUUUGCGGACUAUUUGCUGCGUACCGAUAAAAUUAAACGUACAAAUUUGCGAAAAUUGGCAACAGGCAUUUGUUGCAUUGUGAAUGGCUCGAUGGUAAUAUGUCUUGCCAUAUUUGGCUAUAAUGCUUUGGCGGCGAUUGUGUUCCUCACUUUGGCCUUAAUGUUUCACGGCGCGGUGUCUUCAGGUCCACUCGCGUCCAUUGUUGAUAUGUCGCCUAAUUAUGCGGGCAUAGUACUGGGAAUUAGCGGAAUGAUUGGCGUUCUGCCCGGUUUUAUAUCAUCCUAUAUUGUGGGCAUAAUGACGCUGAACAAUCAAACCGUUGAAGCUUGGCGUAAUGUAUUUUUGCUCUGUGCGGGCAUGUUGAUUGGCAGUGGUGUGCUCUAUGUACUGUUUGCCGAUUCGACACUACAAGACUGGAAUUCACCGAAACGCGCGCAGUUAGUUAUCGAUCCAAAAGAGUUGGAGUUCCUGCAUGCGAAGGUCACAAAAGAGAAUGAGAAGCCGCGUAUUGAUGAAGAGGAGAAGGAAUCAGAUUAUAAAAGUUAAAGUUAAAAAAAUUUCACUCUGUGAAUAUUUCGGUUGAAUUUAUUCUGAUGAAUUUGUUAAGUAUUAAGUUAAAAUUUAGUGAUACUUUAUUAAAUCUUUGUAUUUGUGAAUUUUUAUUGUUUAAUAUUACGCUUAAGCUAUGAAUUAUGGAGUGCCUUAUUAAUUUUAAGUAUGUUGUAUA